Solanum lycopersicum (tomato) is the source of this 405-nucleotide messenger RNA. RefSeq lists its product as uncharacterized. Lineage: Eukaryota; Viridiplantae; Streptophyta; Magnoliopsida; Solanales; Solanaceae. The record is from RefSeq and is a predicted model, not a curated record.
AUGUGUUCUCCAAGUAUUCAAAAGGAUAUUGUUGAUUCUUGUGCUAAGGAAACAAUCAAAUCUAUUCUUGAAGAUUUAGAUGGGAAUUAUUUUGGUAUAUUAGUCGAUGAAUCAAAAGAUAUAUCACACAAGGAGCAAAUGGCACUUAUUUUGAGAUAUGUUAACAAAGAAGGAGAAGUGAUAGAACGAUUUGUUGGUAUUGUUCAUGUUAGUGAUACAUCUGCUUGUUCAUUAAAGGAAGCAAUCUAUUCUUUUCUUUCAGAUCACUCAUUAAGUCCAUCCCAAAUACGUGGGCAAGGUUAUGAUGGAGCUAGCAUUAUGCAAGGACAUCUAAAUGGUCUUAAAACUUUGAUUUUGAAUGAGACUCCAUCAGCAUAUUGCCUUCAUUGUUUUGCAUCUGGAUAA